GGAGGAUGGCAGGGCGGGGUCAUCUGCCAGCCAAGCCUGUACGACUUAGUUCUUGUUUAUUCCACUCACAUUUGCGGCAGCUGCCAGGACCCGCCCCCACCGCAGCCACUGGAAGAACUGGAAGUUCAAUGUUCUUGCUAAGACUUGGUGCAUUUGCUUUAGCUGGGUGUCUGCUGAGGUCUAGCCUGGGAGGGUCUAGCCAAGGUCCGGCCUGAACAGAGAGCGAGCCCGCCGCCAUGCCGGCUUGCUGCAACUGGAAUGACGUCUUGCAAUAUGAGACGAACAAAGUCACCCGGAUCCAGAGCAUGAAUUAUGGCACCAUUAAGUGGUUCCUGCACGUGAUCGUCUUUUCUUAUGUUAGCUUUGCUUUGGUGAGUGACAAGCUGUAUCAGCGGAAAGAGUCUGUUAUCAGCUCGGUGCACACCAAGGUCAAAGGGAUCGCAGAGGUGACGGAGAACGUCAUGGAGGGUGGGGUGCUGAAGUCUCUGCACAGCGUCUUUGACACGGCAGACUACACCUUCCCUUUGCAGGGGAACUCAUUCUUCGUAAUGACAAAUUUCCUCAAGUCAGAAGGCCAAGAACAGAAGCUGUGUCCUGAGUAUCCCCGCCAAGGUACGCAGUGUGAUUCUGACAAGGACUGUACAAAGGGGUGGAUGGACCCGCAAAGCAAAGGAAUCCAGACUGGAAAGUGUAUACCCUAUGAUGAUAAGAACAAGAAAAAGAAGACCUGUGAAGUCUUUGCCUGGUGUCCCACUGAGGAGGGGAAAGAAGCCCCCCGGCCUGCACUCCUGAGGAGCGCUGAAAACUUCACUGUACUCAUCAAGAACAACAUUGACUUCCCCGGCCACAACUACACUACGAGAAACAUCUUGCCAGAUACAGGCAUCCUUUGCACCUUUCAUAAGACUCAGAACCCUCAGUGUCCCAUUUUCCGACUCGGGGACAUCUUCCAGGAAGCAGGAGAGAACUUUUCAGAGGUGGCAGUUCAGGGAGGAAUCAUGGGCAUUGAGAUCUACUGGGAUUGCAACUUGGACAGCUGGUCCCAUCACUGUUAUCCCAAAUACAGCUUCCGCCGCCUGGAUGACAAGUAUACCAAUGAGUCCUUGGUCCCUGGCUACAACUUCAGAUACGCCAAGUACUACAAAGAAAACAACGUGGAAAAGCGGACACUGAUCAAAGCCUAUGGGAUCCGUUUUGACAUCCUGGUUUUCGGCACCGGAGGAAAAUUUGACAUCAUCCAGCUGGUUGUGUACAUUGGAUCCACACUGUCCUACUUUGGCUUGGCCACUGUAUUCAUCGACUUGCUCAUCAACACCUACUCAAGUGCCUUCUGCAGGUCCAGCGUUUACCCCUAUUGUACGUGCUGUGAACCCUGUGCAGUCAAUGAGUAUUACUACAAGAAGAAGUGUGAAUCGGUGGUGGAGCCGAAGCCGACAUUAAAGUAUGUGUCCUUUGUGGACGAGCCCUACAUUCGGAUGGUGGACCAGCAGCUUCUCGGGAAGAGUCUGCAAGUUGUCAAAGGCCAAGAAGUUCCAAGGCCUCAGGUGGAUAUCACGAACCUGUCUAGGCUGUCCCUGUCUCUCCACGACUCACCUCUCAUUCCUGGGCAACCCGAGGAAAUGCAGCUGCUUCGUGAAGAGGUGGCCCCCAGGUCCGGGGACAGCCCAGGCUGGUGCCAGUGUGGAAACUGCCUCCCGUCACGUCUACCAGAGAAUCGCAGGGCCCUGGAGGAGCUGUGUUGCCGGAGGAAGCGGGGACCCUGCAUCACCACCUCGGAGCUCUUCUGGAAGCUGGUGCUAUCCAGACAAACCCUGCAGCUACUCCUGCUCUACCAGGAACCUUUGCUGGUGCUGGAGGAAGAGGUCACCAACCGCAGGCUACGGCACUGUGCGUACAGGUGCUAUACCAUCUGGCGCUUCGGCUCCCAGGACGUGGCUGACUUUGCCAUCCUGCCCAGCUGCUGUCGCUGGCGGAUCCGGAAGGAGUUCCCUAAGACCGAGGGGCAGUACAGCGGCUUCAAGUGUCCCUACUGACAGGAUAGCUGGCACAUUAUGGUGGCUCAUCGUACACAGUCUUGUCAAGACCUACAGCCACAUCUUCAGACAAAGGGAACUUAGCUUUCCUCUCUUGUAUGCUCGUUGUGUGUUGAAGACCUGAUUAGACCAACCCACAGGCGCCCAAGCCCUGGCCACAUGAAUGAGAACCAAAUGCAGAUCUGAGCCUGGAGUCUGACCCUGGCUGUUGUGCUACCCUCAACCUUGAAUGUGUACAUAGGGUCCUCAUUUCCUAGCCUACUUUCUCUGAAUUAGCUUGAGAAUGGAUUGAGAUGGUGUAGGCGAUCUCUUAUAAAUGUUUACAUCGCUCCCUGGAUGCAAAGGUCCAACCCUAAAAACUAAACCUUUGGCAUUUGAGAAUGCCCUGAGAGAUUAAAGAUGGCCACAAAUUCUUUGAUGCCCCCCACCCCGCCCUCCCAACCCUCAAGACCCCAAAACAUUGUUUUCCCCUCCCCAUUAUGGGCAGCUCUGGUGGCUUCGUCCAGUAGUAGAUGUGACAUUGUAUCUAUUCCAGGACCUUGUUUUAAGAGGCUAAUAGCUUCCACUUCCUGUCCUUGGAACUCUUGCUGAAGGGAAGCCAGCCCAAGUCGAGAUUCUGACUCUCUGAGGCUUCUCUGUUGUGAGAAAGCCGGAGCAGCCCCAUGGAGAAGUACCCAACCUGCUGCCAGCUCAUUGCCUUGAAGCCCAGUCACCACACAGGGAGAGAAGCUGCCUUGGGUGAUUCUAGCCCCUACUAACAUGUGACUGGAACUGCAGGAGUCAGGCCAAGCUCGAACUGCCCAGUCCACCCAGAGGUCUGCCCUUCUGUCUUAAGUUUGGUGGGGAGGAGGCUGUCACACAGCAAUAGGUAACUGGGACAAGAGGUGGACAUGGAGGCCUGGAGUCACCGCAAAAUGUAACACUCUACUGGGCAGUUGUAAGAGGACACGUUAACCCAGCCUAGAAGCCAUGACAUCUAACGUAUACAAGCUAUAGUCUGAUCCUCAUUGCUAGCCUAUGGUUUUAAGUGACUAUUGUCAGAAACUGGUAAAAGCCACCUCUGUGCCUUUAACAUCCUGGACUUUACAGCCAAUGAGUGGAGGCAAUCUGAGUGCUACCCAAAACUGCCAGAUGCAGAGCAAUCCCAAUGCCCAGAAGGCCGAGGAAGGAAGGUGGAGUGUUUUGCCUGCAUGUAUGUCUGUGCACCAUGCAUGCCUGGUGCCUG
Molecule: messenger RNA, 3258 nt
Organism: Onychomys torridus (southern grasshopper mouse)
Lineage: Eukaryota; Metazoa; Chordata; Mammalia; Rodentia; Cricetidae
Gene: P2rx7
Product: purinergic receptor P2X 7
Exons: 13
Coding region: 237-2033 (598 amino acids)
Biological process (GO): monoatomic cation transmembrane transport; response to ATP
Cellular component (GO): nuclear inner membrane; plasma membrane
Molecular function (GO): extracellularly ATP-gated monoatomic cation channel activity; purinergic nucleotide receptor activity; ATP binding
Source: RefSeq, a predicted model, not a curated record